Molecule: messenger RNA, 2143 nt
Organism: Fopius arisanus
Lineage: Eukaryota; Metazoa; Arthropoda; Insecta; Hymenoptera; Braconidae
Exons: 3
Coding region: 17-1837 (606 amino acids)
Biological process (GO): protein dephosphorylation
Cellular component (GO): nucleus
Molecular function (GO): protein serine/threonine phosphatase activity; protein binding
Source: RefSeq, a predicted model, not a curated record
CGACGUCCCAUUGUUUAUGUUUUCAUCAGCCAUGUGUGAUACACGUCAGAACGAAUCGUGUUCUUCGGAUUUCAUUGAAAAUUCCUGUAUUCCAAGUAUAACAGUUAAAUGGGGUUCACACACGUUUGAAAUUAAAGAUAUCUACGAUGACACAACGGUCCGGGAUCUCAAGCAGAAAAUAUUCAUGAAAAUUGGCAUUCGACCAGAUCGGCAGAAACUGCUUAACCUCUGUAAAGGAAAAUUACCAGAUGAUAAUCAAACAAUUGGCGAACUGAAUCUAAGGUCAGGCUUCAAACUAAUAGUCAUGGGAUCCAAAGAGGAGGACAUCAUCGAUUCUGUUUACAGUCUUCCCGGAAGUUUGAAAAUGAUAGAAAGUCGUCAACAGUCUCGGAAAUGCAGUCAUUCAAGGACGCAAAUUGAGGAGUGCAAUCCAAUGCUUCCUGAGAGGAAGAAGAUAAGAGGAAUUACUAAUCCUGUGGACUACGAGAUUUACCUCACCAAGAUUCAGCAAAAAAUUAGAAAUGGGAGGAUCAAGCAGCUGGAGCACAUGGACAGCAGUAAGAAGCUCCUAGUUAUUGGGAUAAACGAUGGGUUAUCUAGCAUCAAGCUAAAUCGUCAGGGGAUGCAUGCCUUUUUGACUCAGGCGUAUCAACACUACAAUAUAGCCAUCUGGAGCUGUUCAACAUCGACGUCAAUCAGGAGAACACUUCUGGCACUGGCUCACAAGCAAAAGUACAAUAUCUGUCUUUAUUUGGAUCAGAACUCGAUGAUAUCGACAUUUGAACCCAAUUAUGGAUCUAUCUGCAUCAAACCUCUUGAUAUAAUUUGGAUGAACUACACCAAUUGGUCUGAGAAAAACACUAUUAUAAUUGAGGACAAGUGGUUAAAUGUUUUCAUCAACGAAGAGUCGGCUUUGAUCAUCAGAAGGAUGAGCGGUGGAGGCAGUUUCGAUAAUAAUCUGCUUCUUGAGAAAAUUGGGGAGUAUCUCAAACUGAUUGGUGAGCUCAGUGAUUUCAGAGUACUCAAUCAUAAAAAGUGGAUUGAUUAUAAGAAUCAGGAGAGUCGGAAGAGGUUCAUUGAGAAAAUUGGGCCCCUGCCUGAUGAAAGGGAGAUUAUUAGAUUUCUAAAUGGAGACCAAAGAUUUGAAAAAUAUAAUUCUAGUUCCGAUAACGAGUACAUUCCGGGAAAUACAAAACGUAUGAAGCUGGAGAGUGAUGAUAGUUUUUACGAUAAGAUUGAGAGGAAAUGCGAGGAGUAUAGCAUCAAGGAAUUGAGUCCCCUGAAUCAGCAGAAAAAGCUGUUGGUUUUGGACAUUGAUUAUACUCUAUGUAAUCCAGAUUGCCGACUGGCACGCCCUUAUCUCCACGAAUUCCUGGCUAAAGUGUACAAGUAUUAUGACAUUGUCAUUUGGGCUGGCUCCAACAGGAAUUGGACGUAUGGAGCUCUGACUGAUCUGAAUAUUCUAAUAACAAGAAUCUACAGGAUUGCCUUUUAUCUUGACGAGCAGGCAAUGAUCCCAGUGGAAACACCAAAGAUUAUUGGCUCCAUUAAUGUCAAACCUCUUGGUCUCAUCUGGAGAAAAUAUGCGAGCUAUUCAGCUAGAAAUACCAUCAUCAUCGAUGACGAGAAGAGCAAUUUCCUCAUGAACCCACAGUCUGGAUUGGAGAUCCAACCUUUUAUACUGAAUCAGGCAAACUGCACUGAUGAUGCCGAACUACAAUUCUUGACAGAGUACCUGGAGCUCAUAGCUGAAGUCGAAGACUUUCGGACCCUCAAUCAUAAAGAGUGGAGGGACUACAAAUUAUUCCAUAAUAAACGGGACACAAAGAAGAACUAGACACUGAUAUUCAUAGGAUGCGAGUUUUUUUAAGAGUAUUAACAAAGGAGAGACAGUCUCCCGACUGAAGUCCUACCUCGAAUCUACCUCAUUGUUUCUUAAUUAAGGGUAGAGUUCAUGUGGAGAUGACUGAACUGUCGUUCUUUUAAGUGCUGACUGCAAUAUAAAGGGAUACAUUUUCUAUUUGAGACUUAUAUUCGAACAACUCAAUCAGUCCGGAAUAGUGUGAAAUUUUUCGUUAAAUAAUUCCUCGUGAAUUAGUGAUGACGGAAGUAAUGAGAUUUUUGCGUAAUAAAAAUCAUUACA